Sardina pilchardus (European sardine) is the source of this 2927-nucleotide messenger RNA. RefSeq names its product zinc-binding protein A33-like. The record is from RefSeq and is a predicted model, not a curated record. Gene Ontology annotation, molecular function: ubiquitin protein ligase activity; zinc ion binding. The coding region runs from base 183 to 1841 and encodes 552 amino acids. The transcript is spliced from 8 exons. Gene Ontology annotation, biological process: protein ubiquitination. Lineage: Eukaryota; Metazoa; Chordata; Actinopteri; Clupeiformes; Clupeidae. Gene Ontology annotation, cellular component: cytoplasm.
AGGAGAGAGAGAACGGUGUAGACUGAGGAGAGGAGAGGGUGGAAGACUCGGUGUCCAUUCUGAGUACGCAGAUUCUUUGUGCUUUCCUCUCUUCUCAUCAUUCUGUAGUGCUCUAGUUCCUUCAUUCUCAAAGCAACUUCUCUCUCUCUCCCUCCUUCUCUCCUUCUAACCCUCUGUCUCUUAUGGCUGCCUCUCCUUCAUCUCUGGAAGAGGACUUGACAUGCAGCGUGUGCUGCGACAUCUUCCGGGGGCCCGUGUUGCUGGGCUGCGGUCACAACUUCUGCUUGGAGUGCCUGGGCAGCCACUGGAGCUCGAGUCCAGGCCGUCGCUGCCCCCUGUGCCAGCAUUCCUCACCCCGGCAACCCCUCCUCAACAUCAGCCUCAGGAGCACCUGCGAGUUCCUCCGGCAACAACAGCAGAAGCAGCAGCGGCAGCGACAACAACAGCAGCAGCAACAACAGCAGAGAGAUGCCGCGGCCCAGAGAAGAAAGAAAGAAAAGAGGAAGAAAGAUGAAGAAGAGGAGAGGGCCUGGCUGUGCUCUUUGCACGGCCAGAGGCUGUUGUUCUUCUGUGAGACGGAGGGGAAGCCUGUGUGCACAAAGUGUAAGGACAGCAGGCACAAGGGCCACCGUGUCCUGUCCUUGCAGAGAGCACUGAAGGAACGCCAGGCCAAACUGUCAACAGCAAUCAGACCUCUGAAACAGACACAGGAUUUGCUCAAAAGUGGCUCCAAUAAUAUUGCUAAGAGCCAAGUUGAGGACACAAAGAGGAAGAUCAAGAAGGACUUUGAGGAGCUCCAUAAGUUCCUAUUGGACGAGGAGGAGGCCAGACUGAGCGUGCUCAUACACAAGGCGGAUUCCUGCAACAGCGCCUGGAAGGCCGAGGCUGACGGACAGAUCAGCAACCUCUCUCAGAAACUGAAAGACCUGGAGGAAAAGAUGGAGAUGGAAGAUGACCUCAGAUUCCUGCAGGACUUCAACUCUAUCCUGUUGCAGGCACAGAGCUCUGAGCCAGAGUCUGCACUUCCAGCGUUUUCAGGCUCGUCAGCUCCAGCGACACAGCGUAUCGAUGUGACCAAGCACGUGGGGAAUCUGAAAUUCAGAGUCUGGGAGAAGAUGAAGGAGAUAGCACCAUACUACCCGGUGACCCUGGAUCCACAUGCACCCCUCUGCUUCCUGUCUCUGUCGGAUGACCUGGCCGGUGUCAGCAGGGUGGACAACAAGUGGCCCCUCUUCUCGGUGCCGGGGUCAGAGGGCAUCGCCGACGACAACUUCCACUCGUGGGACGUCGACGUGGGAGAUGAGGAUGCAGAGUGGAUGCUGGGACUGACGAUCUAUCGACUGAACCUCAGACACUCUUCCCUUUCGCCAGAGGGAUACUUCUGGGCCAUCCGGAAAUCAGGUGGUGAGUUCCAGGCCCUGACUGCCGUCACAUCCGUGACUCGUCUGCACUUGACCAGCAGAACCCGUGUGGUGCGGGUGCAGCUAUGGCGACCUUUGACCCUGAGGGAUCCGCCCACCCGGAGUUUGAGGCUUCUGGACGCCCAGACUGGCACAGAGAUUCAUACGUUCAACGACGUCCCGUGCCAGGUGCCCGUCUACCCGUUCCUCCUCCCCACAAAGAUGUCGUCCCCGCUCAGGCUGAUGCCAGCGCAGGUGACCGUGCUGGUGAAAGAGGAGGCGAGCUUCAUGCAGAAACAUGCCAACACAUUUACCACCGUUGCCACCACAUGCAAGACCGUUGCCACCACAUGUAUGGCCAUUGCCACCACAGUCUGGACCUCUGCCACCGCAUUCAUAACUUUCAUUAAGAAUUCCUUAAUGGAUGAACACGCUCACUAGCUGCUCAAAGCUAAGUUCAUGCAGAUAGAAAGAUGUUUGUGUUAUGGUUCACAAGGUUAACAGAUCAUUUUUUUAAUGGUGUAAUAUGCAAGACAAAUAGGUAUCGUAGAAGCGCGUGGCUGGAUUGAUGCAGGAUCUCAUAAGACUACAUAUCCUAUUCAACUUUUUUCUGUGCUCAAAACUGUUUCAAAAUAAAAGUCCAAAAUAAAAGACCGAUAAACAUGAAAGGCAGAGCUAGAAUUGCAUGUAUGUCCCUCCUGGCUAAUGUUUUCUAAAGAUGUCGCCAUGCAGCCGAAUCGCUCGUAUGUAUUCUGAAUGGCAGAUUGUACGCUUACGAGAAUACUUUGAUUUGUUGGUGGAAAUAAUUACACAUGAAUGAGCACAUAUUUUUGGAAGAAAACAUGUUUAUGCUAAGAAUUGACCCAGAAAAACUGCAGAAUGUGCACAAUGCUUUAAACACAUUUAAAACAAUCUACCCCAACAUCAAUUUAACUACUAUCUGUCUAUCAACAAUUAUUAAAUUGUCUUUCAUGAACAACUUUUAAACUAUCCAUAAUCAACUUUUAAACCGUCUACUUUUACAUGAUCAACUUUCAUUACACUAUGCAACCACCAUGUCUACCCUAGCAACACCUUAGUAACCAUAUUUACAUUAUCUGUUUAAACUAUACAUUUUUUAUGUGUUCCCAUGAAAAAAAUCAUUUUGAUCCUUAGGGUUUUCUUCCUUCUUUGAAGUUUUAUUCUUAUGUCUUUUAAAAAUUCAUAUAGAAAAAUAAAAUUAAAUACCAUAAAGAUAUUUUUGCACUGGCAACACAAGCUGAUGGGUAAUCUGUCACCAAUGGUUCUAUGACCCCAUGGCCUAGAUUGGUCAAGCGAUGUAUUCAGUGAUGAUUUUACUCCCAGCAAUUACAAAGCAAUGUACUGAACGAUCUGAACAGUUCAUAUGCAGCUGUGAGGAGGGACUAACCACCACACUCACUGUGUACUGUCCAUUAUUGUGAAACUUGUGAAACUGGUUGGUAUUGUAGGAUUCUUUAGUGGUUUGCGUUGUGUUUCAGUUUCGAUGUUCUAAUGUCUGAAUUGAAG